Molecule: messenger RNA, 2051 nt
Organism: Cephus cinctus (wheat stem sawfly)
Lineage: Eukaryota; Metazoa; Arthropoda; Insecta; Hymenoptera; Cephidae
Product: F-box/WD repeat-containing protein 9
Exons: 8
Coding region: 617-1900 (427 amino acids)
Cellular component (GO): preribosome, large subunit precursor
Molecular function (GO): protein binding
Source: RefSeq, a predicted model, not a curated record
CAAGUCACAGUCUAGUGAAUAAACAGGACCGUACCAGCAGUCGUGCAAAACGGGUAGGCCGUCCUCAAUCUUCGUUUUCCUUAUUUGUCGUGAAAUUAGAGCAGAAAUGCUAACGUCGGUGACCGUUCCUACAAUUAUUAUAAUUUUGUAUCUAUUGCUUGAUGUCUUAAUAAAUUUAUAAAGUGUAUAAAUGCAUAAUUUGAGCAACGAAAAACUAUCAAUCUUAGCAAAUCAAGUAUCUAGAUUAAAAAAAAACGAGUACUUAUAUCAGUAAAUUGAUAGCUCAAGCAGUCCGCCAUAAUUGAACUCUUGACGAGUUGAGUCAUAUUGUUAACUUGAAUAAGUUAAAUACUAAACAGCGCAUGACUCAACGGACCCGAAUAGGUACCGAAAAGAGCCGAGUUCCCCCGAAGCUUAACAUCGACAUACAGUGAGGCUACAGUGAGCAGUCCAGGUACUAAAUAUAUGUCGAUGGUAUUAACUGGUUAUAACAGACUGGUCGUGACGGGACGUCAACAAACGUCAAAUUGAGAAUACCUAAAAACGGUAUCAGUCUUGAUUGAAUGAAACACUGCGUAUCCUCUGCUGCUGUCUUCUUGCCGAAACUUGCUUUACAAUGGAUAAAGAGAAAUCAAGCAGUCCAACACAGCAUGAUGAUAAUCAGAAUGACAGUACCUCUCAUAUUUCUCUUCUGGAUCUUCCUAUUGAGAUCCUUCUCCAUAUUUGUUCCUUUUUGGAUGCCUCCACAUUGGUACAUGGCUUGGGGUUAGUCUGUAAACACUUUCAUCAGAUUUUACUCGAUGAUUCUUUAUGGAAAGUGAGGAUUAGCCAAAUUUGGCCAAACACUGGUUUCCCAGUCUUGCCUCCUGCAAGUUGCAUAUGUCUUCCAGCUGAAGAUGAUGAAUUAUUUUGGAAAUUAUCCUGUGUUGCAAUUGAAAGACAAACAUUGCUCUGGAGAAAUUCUGUAGAGCGUGAUUCUAUGGAAAAUGUGUUUCUCGACAAUGUACACUAUGGUACAAUAGAUGGAGUAUUACUUAUGCGAGAUGGGACUGUUUGUAUAUCUGGAGCUAGGGACCGUUCCUUAGUAUACUGGACAUUGCCUACAGAAGAGAACAAAUUUGUCAAAUCCAUGGCAGUAGAACUUGCACAUGAGGGAUGGAUUUGGGAUCUGACGGCAAUUGAUAAUACAGUGUAUAGCUGUAGCUGGGACAGGACUGUUAAAGCAUGGGAACUUACCAACACUGGUCUCACUCACUUGACCACUUAUGAGAUGAUCGUUUCUGGAGCUUUAUUGUGCGUUACCUCCUGUUCAGACUUACCUAUCUUUGCGACAGGAUCUUUUUCCAAGACCGUCUUAGUGUUUGAUCCGCGAAAGGGUUACAGUCCUAUCGCGAGGUAUCAACCACAUAACAGAGCUGUGAUUAGGCUUUCUAUGAAUUCAGAUUAUAUCUUGUCUGCUAGCGAAGACAAAUCAGUUUCUAUUUGGGACCAGAGAGCUGGUAGAAUUAUGAAGACUGUUAUGAUCUCAAAAGAAUCAUUCCCGAUGAGUGUUUCAAUGAAUAAGGGAAUUGUCUAUGUUGGGGACAGUGGUGCUAAGCUACAUGUUUUAAACCCAAAGAAAGACUUUGAGCUAAAAAAGUGUUAUACAACUAAACAUGAAAAAGCUAUAACCGGACUUCAUGUUGCUCCUGGUUGUCUGAUAACUGGCUCCUUAGAUAAAACUGUAAUAAUUUGGAGUCCUACUGACCCUCCACAGCAUGUGGAAACUCUUACUUCACCUUAUGGUGAAGUACCUAGUGUAAAUCGACUAUAUGAACGAAGUUCUCGCGGUCUCGGGUACGGAUGGAAUAAAAAUCUGGAGACCGAGGACCGAUACUUAUGCUUUGUAACAGCCACGUAGUAAAUAUUUCCUACAAGCAGCUCUCUGUGUUCUAACAAAUGUUAGGUUAGUUUAGUAUAAUUCCAGACAUGAAAGUCCAAACAAUGAAAUAUUGAUACCGUUAUCUAAUAAAGGCUUUGCUAACAAUUGUGUAGCAGUGAUUAUUGAAUUG